Molecule: messenger RNA, 1229 nt
Organism: Marasmius oreades (fairy-ring Marasmius)
Lineage: Eukaryota; Fungi; Basidiomycota; Agaricomycetes; Agaricales; Marasmiaceae
Exons: 6
Coding region: 201-1229 (342 amino acids)
Source: RefSeq, a predicted model, not a curated record
UUUCGACUAUAACAUGUCCAAGCUUCGACACAACUCCUUCAUAAAGGGCCGACCCGCCCCCAAAAUAAUAAAUCGUCCUCUUCCCCGGACAGCUCUCUCCAUACCCAUAUCCAUAUCCAUAGACUGCUCCCAAUAUAGCAGUUCUUCUUAAUCUACUCCGAGCUCUCCUCCGCCUACAAAGACCUGACCUCAUCCCCGAAAUGAACGCUUCACACCCGAAGUUCUUCCCUGGUACUUUCAACGACCCCUCCAUGUCUUUCUUUCCGCCCGUCAUUUACGACAAAGGUGUUCUCAAUACUCCGAUGGUCUUUUCUCCGUCAUACGGGAUGCAGUCUGAGCAACAGCUGUAUAAGAAUCACUACUAUCAGGGUGACCCCUACCCACAAGUUCAACAGCCGUCAUUUGAUUUGCCUUCAAAGUAUUCCAAUUCUUCCUCUCUUUCAAGGGAAUGGCAAUCGUGGUCUCCUUCAACUUCGCUUGCGGAUCCUCAUCCCUCUUCCUCUCAAAGCUCUCAGCCACCUUCAGAGUGCUCGUCUCAUGGGGUUUCAUCCCAUAGUGGCUCAAAACUUUCCCUACUCUCCUGGCCGGUGGAGUGUUUUGUCACUCCAGACCCCUCUUUGGCCAGUAACGACAAUGAGAUUCUCUCCGGUGCUUUCUCCUUAUUCUCCUCAACGGGUACACCAGAUCUCCACCAUUCCACGACGUCAAGCAUCGAAGACGGUCCCAACGUUUUUGACAUUCAGUUUGGGCAGUCGCUGCAAGCCAGCACUGGCGCCAUUUAUGGACAUCCAGGAGACAGCCCAGAUAGUUCCUCAAACUCAGCACCACCUUCUCCUGUGUCACGGGAGACAAUGGGACGACGAAGACAGACGCAACCUCCGCCCUCCUCGCCGUCGUCCGAUACUACACCCCCGUUUAGUGCUGACUAUCGACGUCGCUUCCCCUGUCUCCUCCCAGGGUGCGAGCGCCGUUUCACUAGCCGAUACACACUCAAGGUUCAUAUGGAAGCCCAUAAACCCAAGCCAAAAGUAACCUUUCCUUGUACGCAUGGGUGUUCCGAGCGGUUUUCGAGGCAACACGAUCGCCUGCGGCAUGAAGUUGCCAAGCACGGCAAGGUUUGCGAGUUUUCAUGUGAUGAUUGUGGAAGAUUCUUCUCGACUGGGAAGACGUUAGGGAAUCACAAGUGCCCAGUCGCUGUUGGUGGAACGAGAUGGGUGCAUAGUAAUUGA